AUGGCUGGAAGUGAAAUUGUCAAUGUUCUCCUUCUCGGUGCCGGCUUUGUCUGCCGGCCCACCGCCGAAAUUCUCGCAAACUCUGGUGUUACUGUCACUGUCGCUUGCAGGACUUUGGAGCGAUCCAAGAAACUUGCCGAAGGCCUAAAAAACACCCAGUGCGUCUCAUUAGACCUCAACGAUGAGAAGGCACUGGACGCUGAAGUAGCCAAGAACGACCUUGUCGUUUCUCUUGUCCCAUACACAUUUCACGCGCUUGUGAUCAAGUCUGCUAUCAAGAGCAAGAAGCAUGUCGUCACCACGUCAUACGUCUCGCCAGCGAUGUUGGAGCUCGAUGCCCAAGCUAAGGAGGCUGGUAUCACUGUCAUGAAUGAAAUUGGUCUAGACCCUGGUAUUGAUCAUCUAUGGGCCAUUAAGACCAUCUCCGAAGUCCACAAGGCGGGUGGAAAGAUCACUAGUUUCCUCAGUUAUUGUGGUGGUCUGCCAGCUCCAGAGUGUUCCGACAACCCUCUCGGCUAUAAGUUCAGCUGGAGCUCGCGUGGCGUGCUUCUCGCUCUCCGCAACGCUGCUCGCUACUAUGAAAAUGGCCAGAUCAAAGACGUCUCCGGUCCCGAGCUUAUGGCCACAGCCAAGCCGUACUUCACCGGCUAUAAUGGUUAUGCAUUCGUCGCCUAUCCCAACCGUGACUCCACCCCGUACAAGGAGCGUUACGACAUUCCUGAAGCUGAGGAGAUUGUUCGAGGUACUCUCCGAUUCCAAGGCUUCCCUGAGUUCAUCAAGGUCCUCGUAGACACUGGGUUCCUCAGCGACGAGCCAAGGGACUUCCUCAACGAAGCCAUCCCAUGGAAGGAGGCAACAGCUAAGGUCUUGGGAUCUAGCUCGAGUUCAGAAGAAGAUCUUCUGUGGGCAGUCAGCUCAAAGACGAAGUUUCCCAACACUGAAGAAAAGUACCGCAUCAUCUCCGGUAUGCGCUGGGUCGGCAUGUUCAGCGAUACGCCAAUUGAGCCCCGCGGCAACCCGCUCGAUACGCUUUGCGCGCAGCUCGAGAAGAAGAUGCAAUACGAAGAAGGAGAGCGUGAUCUUGUGUUCUUGCAGCACAAGUUCGGAAUCGAGCACAAGGAUGGCCGCAAAGAAACGCGCUUUUCCACGCUCAUCGAGUAUGGUGACCCCAAGGGCUACUCAGCGAUGGCCAAGCUCGUCGGCGUCCCUUGUGCGGUCGCCAUUCAGCAGGUUCUUAAUGGCACCAUCAGCCAGCGCGGUGUCCUGGCGCCAAUGAGCGAAGACCUGGAUGCCCCGUUGAGGAAGGAACUGCAGGAGAAGUAUGGCAUCUUCAUGACAGAGAAGACCAUAGAGUAA
Pseudovirgaria hyperparasitica is the source of this 1356-nucleotide messenger RNA. RefSeq names its product saccharopine dehydrogenase. Gene Ontology annotation, molecular function: saccharopine dehydrogenase activity. NCBI's taxonomy places the organism in Eukaryota, Fungi, Ascomycota, Dothideomycetes, Acrospermales, Acrospermaceae. The record is from RefSeq and is a predicted model, not a curated record. The coding region runs from base 1 to 1356 and encodes 451 amino acids. Gene Ontology annotation, cellular component: cytoplasm. The transcript is spliced from 5 exons.